GCGUCGCUCGGUUGGCGUCUUGUCACGCGAUCAAGGGACGUGAGAUAUUACUGCGUGGUACUUAGUGGUGUUCCUGUGGGCUGUCAAGAUAUGGCACCAAUCACACCGUUUGAAGUUAUUCAGCAUGCCACUAGCAAAGAUGGCAUGUUUAUACUGGUGAAGUUUAGUGGCUUCAGAGUUCCUACAUGGGUUUCGAGAGAAAGAGUGCCUCUGAGCGUAAUCCGGUCAUAUUUUGAGAAAGAUCAUGAUAAUUAUGCUUCUGGCCUCAUUCCUGAUGACGAUGAAGAUGAAGAUCGUACGUACCUCCCCGACCCACGGCCAGCAGCGGACACGGACGAGGACGAGGACCAGGACAUGGACGAGGACAUGGACGAGGACGAGGACAAGGGCAAGUCCAAGGAUAUGGACGAGAACCAGGAUAUGGAGGAAGUCAAAGACGAGAACGAGGGCGAGGACCAGGAUGAGGCCCAGGUAGUGGCCAAGAACAGCAGUAGGGCUUCCGGCGAACACAGUGUCUCUGUUGAAAAAUCUCCUAAAGCAAGAAAGCCAUCCCUAAAGCGGAACGUUUGCCCCUAUUGUGAUACCCUGCACAAAAAAUUUGUGGGCUGUGGGCUGCUCUUCGAGGUACCGUCCGGACAAAGCUACCAGGCGCUCUAG
Messenger RNA from Pollicipes pollicipes, 657 nucleotides. Its product is annotated as serine/threonine-protein phosphatase 4 regulatory subunit 2. NCBI's taxonomy places the organism in Eukaryota, Metazoa, Arthropoda, Thecostraca, Pollicipedomorpha, Pollicipedidae. Bases 91 to 657 code for a protein of 188 amino acids. The record is from RefSeq and is a predicted model, not a curated record. The transcript has 5 exons.